AGGUUUCCCCUGCCUACGAUUAUCCGUCUAUUUCCCACCUCCUCUGAGUCUCGAAGUUAUGGACUUGAGUCUUGAUGUUAAAUAGACACAACACCACCAAUUGUUAGUCACCCUCACGACCCCUGCAGUUCCAAUGAAGAUGAUGAAUUAACCUGCAAAAUCUUCAUCUAUCACCAACAACACACCCCGCAACACCGGGCGUCCAAGAACGUCAACCCCAUUUAUUAUACCCAUCCAAAAAAUAUAAUUAAAAAUGCACCCCACCGCUUGGCCCCAGUUUCUCCGCAAGUCCCAGGUGGCCGGGAACGACAUCAAUACGAACGGCAACGGGCCCCCCAAUUCUGCUUCCUCCUCGGGCACUGACCAAGCGGGAUGGCAGAAGGAACGACUGGAAGUCCCAAAGCGGAAAACCGGGCCGAGCAUGCUGGAACUGCAGGGCCGCAAACCGCGGAGUUCCAGCGUGGAGGUGCGGUCCGCUCUGUUUCCCGAGGACAACAGCGAGAUGAACGUGCGGCGGAAAAGUGCGACGGCACAACGCCGUCGAAGAUCUGGCGAUUUGCUUUCUGGGAUCAUGGAGUAUGAUCCAAAUGAAGUAGAUCUUUACGAGAAGGCGAAGACUUUGCAGAUGAAUCAAAAUCCAGGACAAAAGAAGCCAAAGAAGCAAGCCGUCGUGGUCCAGCCGGAGGGGGAGACGAAGUACUACUUCCCGGAUUGGUUUGCCGGACAGAGCAGCUCCAAUUCGAGUGGGGAAGAGGUGGUUCUUGCUGCGAAUAGAAACACCGCUACUCCUGUGGGGCUCAACAGUCCACCUCUCGUUGUCGAACCAGCCUUGGCAGCGGACAGAACUCCCCCGCCGCCUCUCAGCCCGGACAACACGAACGCUUUCCGCAGCGCGAAAGAGAUCAUCCGAGAGAAGGAAAACAAGAUGAAAUCUGUGUUGCAGCAGCAGAAAGUUCUGUCCGCUUUUCAAACAUCAAAGUCCACAGCCUUAGACAAGGAGAAAAAGCAGAAGGAAGUCGCCGAGAAGCUCGCGAAGAAAGCCGCGCAAUCCGCAGUUUUGUCGGCGCGCAAGAGCUUCGGCGGGAUGGCAGCAGCCGUCGCAGAGCAAGCGAAGAAGCGUGUUCAGGAGGCCGCACAAACUUCUGCGACGGGAGCAGUCGUUGGGAACAGAAGUACAGGAACGUCAAACAAUAUUGACAAUACCUUCGGUCAAUACGCAUCUGAGGCUAUGGUGACAGCUGCUGUGGUGCCGACAGCGCGAGACGAGAAAAAUGAGCUCAAGCAGAGGGAAAGCCAAAGUUUUGAAGAGUUUGCGGGUCGAAUCAGGAAGAACAAAGGGUGGAACACCGUUCGAAAGGAGGUUCUGCCCGCGACGUCAAUGUUGGCAAGAUUGAGGAACCUCAAAAGCGACCGGAAGUUGACAAAACUUUUGUCUGAAGAGCGCGACCUCCAGGACCGCGACCAUGGCGGGGACUACGAGUCUCUUCCUGGACAGCUGUAUCCUAGCGCUGGCAUCGGAGUGGCUGGCGUUCCCGUUCAGCCGAGGCUGUCUGCCGCGGAAAAUAGUGCUGAAAAUAGCCAGUUUCAAACCUAUGGGGAGCCACAAGCUGUUCGCCAGAGCCACAACAGAAUCAUCAGAGACGCUUCUAUUCGAGAAGAGGAAAAUAGUAGUCCUACGGCGGAAACGAGAACCGCAGCUCGUAUGUCCGGCAGCGCUGUCGGGCAGAAAACGCGACUGUCAAAUAAGCUGCAGCCCGCAUCUGCCCGCGCUAGCUUGGAUUAUACGGGAAAUAUCGCGGUAACAGACCGUCAAAUAAGGGGCGCGUCAGUACGCAGCAGUGACUUUGACUUUCCUGUGAGCCCCCGCUCUUCGAACAGAGCCACUCAAGUUACGGACGACCCGGUUUUCCAGGUGAGCUUUUGGGAGGGCAUCCGGGAGAAGUUACGCACGGGAAAUUUGAGCAAAGAGUUGAAACGCACGAUGACGCCGCCGUUAAGCCCGGAUGUUGCUACAAGGGCUAGUGCUGCGGAGAGAGCGGCUGGGACGUCAUUUCGGGGCGAGGUAGUACGAAAUCGAGGGAGUGGAAGGAGCAUGAAUGGCGCAAGUGGGCCUAUGCCUAUGGCGGGACAAGAUGAAUCUACUUCCGGUAAGAAGGCAAGGAGAAGCAGUAGAAUCAGUCGUGAUGGAGGUGCAUCAGCUGCACCGCAUGAGCGAGAAGCUCAGCCAUCAAACAAGAAGAUCUCCACGACAUCUUGCGUUUCAGACACGGUGUCUGCAGCUUUGCUCCCUCCGAAAGCCAAGCAGGCGCACGGUGGAAAAAGGGGCAGCAGAACCGCGAGGGAAAGACCUGUCAAAAAGGAUAGAAGGCGAGAAGAUGAUGUUCUUGAGAACUUUGACAGCGCGUCCGCCUCCUCCGCAUCGUCGUCCUCGUUUGCUGCAAGUGGCUCUAGUACCACGUCAAUUCCCGUCGCACGGCCCGGAGAUGUUGCUGAAACGACAUGGCGACAGAAGAUUUCGAACGAGAUCACCAAAGACGCCAAGAUGCUCUAUGAGUGGACAAGCAAGGCCAUGCAGAACGUCACCGCGAAAGUGGCGGUGAUUCACGAAGAAAGGAGGUCGAAGGAAUCAACAAGCGCGGCGAAUGAGUUGCAAGUUGCGGUUGAUAGGGAUGACGCAGUCGCAGAGGUAGAGGUGGAAAAUUCCGUCGCGAAUAAUAACGCAGGAACGAAAGCCAAAAAUACAGCAGCUGAUCAUGAUGUUGCACCGCGAAGCGGAGCGGCCACUUCGGCUCUGCAGGCCUUGAUGAACAAAUAUUUGACCACUCCUGCUGCAACAGUAACAGAACAAAAGCAAAACGAAAACACUGUCGUGGAAGAGGAAAACAAGCCAAGGCGAAGCACUGCUUGGACGGCGGCAAAGGCGAAAGCCAUGGGCGCGGUGGACACGCUGCCCGGGUUGCGAGAUUCUGCAAGCAAUUUGACCUCGGUGGAGAAACUCCGAGGUGGACCCAAGCGCGCUAGUGCGGCACAACUUCCAGUGGAAAGAAGUAGUGCGAAUUCGAAUGGAACCGCUCCUGGUCGUAGCAGUUCUCCAUCCCGCACUGAUGUGUCCCCUUCCAAAAUGCGCGCAAUGAUGCUUCUGUCCAAAAUAGCCUCGUCCUCGAGGAUGGACGUAGAGAAGAACGACAACGAGGUUAUUGUUGAUAAUGAUGCUCCACAAGAAGAAAAACGACUCACCUCUUCUCCUGGUGCAUCCGGCGAGCGUGUUUCGCGAAAUGAGAGGACAUCACAGGAGCAGGUGGAGAGGUUGUUGCCAUCAAACGCGAGAACUUCUCAAGCAAGCGAGAUAGUUGCCGGGAUGAACAAUGAAGAUGAUCAAGACGUCGACCGCGUCUCCGAAGAGCCGCUGGACCAACAAGUCAACCCACUGCAGGCUUUGAUGCAGAAGUACAAGGUCGCGAGGGCAGCCUCGGCGAUACCGGGGUCCUUGCCCGCAACAACAGUGCCAGUAUCAUCUUCUGCACAACAAGAAACAUCCCCACAGGACCCCGACAUCGACCCGAGCGCAGCGCCCUUCCACAGCCCGAAGAACUCGUCAUAUCCUGCGGACAACGAGGAGAACCUGUACGACCUGGAGGUGGGCAGUCUCCCCAGCAGACGUCUCGGGACUAGUCUCGUGACCUCUGAAUCUGUCCUGGUAGACAUCCAGCCGAAGGACAACGAGGAUUUUGUCCUUGUGAAGAAACGCCUCGCGCCGGACUGGGUCUCGAGCAACGGCACCACGGCGGCAGAAGUGAACCGAAUUCUCGAUUUGGCCGACGAAAAGGAAGAGCGGGAGGCCAUAGAAGCGGCGAAAGAACUGCUUUUACUGAAAAAAAACACCACCGCCUACAACAUUCUUGCAGCAGCAAGUGCUGGUGCUGCGGAAAAUAAGAGCACGACGCCGAAGAAAAAACACCGCUCGCGAGAAGAUUUCUCCCCUUUCAAGCGCACGGGAGUCGUCGCUGUUGUGGGAGAUGAUGAAAGAGGAGAAGGCACCACGGAAGCUGCUCCUGAAGACCAAACUGAUCCAGAGGCAGAGGCAGAUGAAAAUAUCGUAGCAGCAAAGACAUGGCAAGGCAAGAGCUACGGCAAAAAUGUUUACCCGACGAACCAGCCACUGGUCCAGCCCGCCGGCUUUGAGUACAAUCUGACUGCUGCCCGAGCGAAGCAAAAGGACUUUCAGCGUAAGGUCGUGUAUGAAAAUCUCUUAUCCACCACCUCAUCGGACGACGCAGCUGAAGGCAGUGCUAGCAAUUCCAGCAGCACGUCAGCUACGGAUCACGACAGACAAAGAGAAAAAGCAGGGGUUUCUGUCGCUAGGUACUACGACAAUCAAUCUUACCCGAUCAUUUAUAACGGAGAUCCGAAAAAUUCUAACAAUUCUACACGAGGUCGAGGCCGCAGCGUGGAAAGCAAACGGUCCCGUUCGCCUGAGCAAGAACGUGCGAAAGAGGAUUAUUUCUUGCGGAAACUGAAAGAAGUAGAAGACCAGUACGAACGAACGCACUCGCCCUUCUCCCGCAUGGUGCCCGGGAAGUCGCCGAAAAACCUGCACCGAAAACUGAAUGCGGACCGGAGAACGCACGUAGAAAACCUGCUGUAUCCGGGUUUCGAUGUGCAUGGGAAAAAGAAGAAGAACAAUUCCGCUGACGGCGCAGAAAGCCCUAAUAUCAAAAGCAGGUUCUUUGAAUCAGAAAGUGGGAGCCUAAAUCUUUUCGGUAGGACGCCGGGAGCAUGGUCGUACGAAGAAGAGGGUCGUGAAGCCGGUGUGCUCCAGAACGCAGUAGACGGGAUUACCCUUACCGGGAAGAUCACGGACAGGAAGACGACGAGGAGGAGCCUGAUGAAGAAAAAGCAGGACAAUAGGAAUAGCAGCCUGUAUGAUGACGGUGAAAUAAAAGCCGGCCGUCAGAGCAGUGCCACUUCGGUGGACACAACAGUACUACAGCGGCAAGGGACAGCACAGAUCGCGAAAAGCGACUCUCUGAACGUCAUUGCGGGGAUUCUUGGAACUGAGAAUGGGAAUGACGAGGAAGAGCACGAUUGGGAAAAGCACAUCCCGGAGUUAGAAAACCUCGUAUCCAGCUUGUCCGAAGAUGACCCAGCACUGCAAGUGGUUUUGUCAAUGCUGCAAAACGCGCGGGCUGUGGUGGCGGAGGAGGAGGAAGUGGAGGAAGAUAUGGACGACGAGGGCUGA
This is a messenger RNA of Amoebophrya sp. A120, 5239 nucleotides long. NCBI's taxonomy places the organism in Eukaryota, Dinophyceae, Syndiniales, Amoebophryaceae. The record is from the annotation of a GenBank genome assembly.